Messenger RNA from Venturia canescens, 2533 nucleotides. RefSeq names its product protein yellow-like. The record is from RefSeq and is a predicted model, not a curated record. Lineage: Eukaryota; Metazoa; Arthropoda; Insecta; Hymenoptera; Ichneumonidae. Gene Ontology annotation, cellular component: extracellular region. The coding region runs from base 461 to 1765 and encodes 434 amino acids. The transcript has a single exon.
UAUUAUUCGUAAAGUCAGUCAGAGCCCGAGCGUCCGACGCUAUGGACCCCAGACGGCGGUUUACAAAUUCGUGAAACAACGCGGCCCGAAGUAUAAGCGAAGAGCAUUUGCACGCAUUCACUUUUAUAUAUCUCAUCCCACUUGGUCUUUCCCUUCUUCUUAUUCGUUUUCGCACUCGCGCCCUCCUUCGGUUGGGUAACAGUUGGCCACGUUACAACGACGUUAAAAUCCAAAGAGGAAUACGAUCGCACUUGCAUCUCUACGCAUAAAAAUAGAUCUUAGUUCGCGCUUAACCUCGCGGGGGGGCGACCACCGAGCUCGAGAGAAUUUCGAGGAGAAAACAAGCAAAAAUCGUAACCGAAUUCUUCCGCUGCAUCUUCGGAAUUGGAUCACCUGGGAAAAAAAUUGUCAAACGGGGGCGAGAAUUCGACGAGAAAAAAGGAAAAUUCGAGCGUGAACGAUGACACUUUUAAAAUUAGCUCUCUUCGGGCUAGUGGUCGUCUCGUGUCGAGCUCUCGACGAUAGAUUUCAAGAAAUCUUUCGUUGGAACACGAUCGACGUGGUGUGGCCAUCCGAGGAGGCGCAAACGAAAGCGUACGAUCGCAAUGAAUAUAUUCCGGAAAACAAUCCCAUCGCGGGUAUCAAAGUGUGGAAGGACAAAAUGUUUUUGACGGUGCCGAGAUGGAAAGAGGGUGUGCCGGUAACUCUGGGCGUUACGUCGGCGAUACCGGUUCGGGGUGUUUACGCGCCAAAGCUCGAGGCUUACCCGAACUGGGACAUGCAGACGGUCGGCGAUUGUCGCGCGUUUCAAUUCGUCCAGAGCAUGGAAAUCGACCCCAAGGGACGAAUGUGGGUUUUGGACUCGGGAAGAACGGAAACUAUGACGUUGCAAGCGAAAGCGCGAUGCCCACCGCGUCUCGUGAUACUCGAUCUCGAAAACAAAGGUCAAGUGCUUCGCAGUUACCAAUUCCCGCCGCACGUUACACCGCCCGAGUCUUCUUACCUGAACGACAUCGUCCUCGAUCACGAAGAUGGUGGAAUGGCUUACAUAACCGACACGGCCGAAAACGACCCCGGAAUUAUAGUGUUUUCAUUGAGAAACGGAACUUCCUGGAAGAUCCGGGACUCCUCGAUGAAGGCGGAGGACGACGCGGUCGGUUUUAAGGUACUCAAUGUCCACGUGAUACAACCGGUUCACGUGGACGGUAUUGCCCUCUCACCGGCAAGCGCUCCCGAACGUCACGUAUAUUAUUCCCCGCUUUCUUCAUUCUAUCUGUUCUCACUGCCGACUUGGGUUAUGAAGACACCAAACCCGAACGUCCACGACUACGUACGCGAAUUGGGCAGAAAACAAUCGCAAACGGAUGGCAUGAUAAUGUCGUCCAGUGGUGUAUUGUAUUUCGGGUUAUUGGCGGACGACGGUAUUUCCAUGUGGAACACGUCAUCGAACACACCGUCCUUCAACAAUGGUCAACGUUUGAUAUCGCGAGAUCACGAAAAAAUGCAAUGGCCCGACACAUUCGCCUACGACGAACGCGGCAACUUGUACUGCGUCACGAAUUCACUUCAAAAUUUCAUUGUCGGCCGCGUCAACACGAGUGUACCGAAUUAUCGAGUUAUACGCUUGCGAACGAAUCACAAGAGUUAUCAGUAUUACGACGACUCGACCGCGCCCGAGUUACCGGUCAUCGUUGCUGGCGCUGAUCGCAUUUCGGUCGCAAUCGGUACUUGCGUCGCUGUUCUUCUUGCCGUUAUUAUGAAAUAAACGAAACCGAAGCUCGGCUUUUCUGCGCAUCUUUUCUCCCAUUGGUGUACGACCCUUGCAGAGGGAGCCACGUUAUGACAACACGAACUUUUGUUUCCCGUACGCCUCGCCAGGAGGAGCUCCACUCUAUGCACGGCAGUCGAUUGACUAUUUUUUCGAAAUAAUCGUUUCGAUCAUUUAUUUAUUUCUGGUGUACAGUUUUGAUUUAAUUCAAAUACCAAGAGACGGUUGAGCCUUCGUUAUAGCACAGUAAAUGUUUUGUUUAUUGUUAAGAAACGUUUAAAGAAUCAUAUACGAAUGUAUAUUUUGUGUACAAAGUUUAAGUACGAUUCGUGACCAUUCGCAAUGACGGAUGGAACUCGCGUUAACUUUCCUACAUACGAUCCCCCCCCUCUUUUUACCUUUUUUCGACAAACCACGAAACUCUCCGUAGAAAUACGUGAAAUUAACCCGUAGAAAAAAGACACGGUCAAUUAUUAAAUCUGAAUAAUUGUAAAUUAGCACUUGAAAGCAACAAUAAGGCACACGAUUGAAAUACGAGGGUGCGAUAUGAAUCGUCCCUCGUGAUUACAUACUCCCGGCACGCAGGUGCUGAAGAUUUUCGCUUUAUACAUGAUUCAGUUGCGGCAUUUAACACACGAUUUUUCCCUCGAUCCUCGCACAAGUACAAAGUGCUUUUUCAUUACAAAAAAAAUUCGUACAUAAUAGUUUCGACGAUGAAAUUAUAACAUAUAUGCAAUGAAUGAAAUAUAUUUUUAUUUAAUCGUA